GGAAAAGAUGGCAGCCUCUAGCGGCGGGUUUGUUUUGCUACUGAUGUUUUGUACAUUUACAAGCCAGGUAUGUAUUGAUGACCUAGCUGAAAUCGAGGAAUUAUUUGAUGCUGAAUCCCUCUGAUGCAGGGAAUUGAAUAUUCUUCCUUUUUGAUCAGGGAGCUGGACAAAAUGUCGGUCAGUUGGGCGUUCUUCACAUUGAGGGAAACGAAGAUUCACAGGACUUCUGCAUCGCCUUUAAUGAGGAGUGGGUUUCUCUUCCUACUCAUCUGGAUAGCACGGUAAAUACUGAUUUUUUUCAAUAAUUCUAUUCUCUUGAAAAAAUUCUGCUUUUUCUUAAAACAUGAAUCUGCUCAUCUUUGGGAUUUUUUCAAGACUUGUUAAGUUGCGAGGUAACGAAAGUAACAAAGGAUUAUUUAUUACAUUCGAGUUAUUUUGUGUUUGUUUGUUUUGAUGGCCGUUUACUCCGGUUGAAACCAUGAAGCCUCGGGAGAACUGUUUUCGUUCCUUUUUAUUGCGCUGUUGACAGAUGGGGGUACUCUUGUCUUCUGCAAUUGUCUGAUGCUUCAUGUUGUGAAAUCCGGAAUCGCCUUCAAUACAAGUUUCAUUAAAUAUUUAACUCGUGGUAUAGGAGCUUCUAGUGAUUUUUCAAGCAGGUGUUGCUGUCUCCCUUAUUUCAAGCAUUUGUCAGUGCAACAGACUUCUUAGAUUAUUUGAGCGGACAACAAAAUCACAACUUGAUUUUUUUUCCUUAAACUUGUGAAUUACAUAAUUAUAAAAGAUAAUGCGCGAGUUAAAGUAAACCCCAACCCUCUCUUCACCCCUGAAAUUGUGUAGCCUUCUUUGGAUUAAAUACCUUAUUGGCAGCUCUUCAAGUAAAAGAUAAGUGGAGUAUUUGCAAAUUUUUUAAACUUCUGCCUAAGUUGGGUUUUCUCUGACUGUUGUAUAAUAAGAGUGAGAAUAAUGAUGAUGAUAAUGUUGCUAUUAUUAUCAGUAGUAGUAGUCAUAGUGUUAUUAUUAUUAUUAUUAUUAUUAUUAUUAUUAACAAUAAUAAUCUAAUUACUGAUAAUGGUGAUGGUCAUGAAUGAUAAUAACUAUAAAUUUGGGAGUUCUUUUUCCAUACAAUCCACUAACACAAUGUUGAUCUUGUUCAUAUUGUUUAUUAAGGACUUGGCUGUCAUUUCUUAUGAGACUCAUUUUUAUUAUGCCUUAAAUCUAAUCUAUAAAGAGCCAGCAUUUGAGUGUUGCAAAAUUGUUUUUGCUAUUAUUGUAACUGUUAACUACCUACAUAUAUGUUUUUCAGCCGAAGUAUCCUUUGGUAGAAGCCAAGCCUUCAACUCUUUGCAAGGAACCACAAAAUCUCUCAGAGAUAAAAGAUGCUGCUGUAGCAAUACAAAGGGGAAACUGCACAUUGUUUCUAAAAGCUCUGUAUUCACAAAAUGCUGGAGCAAAAGAAGUAGUCAUUGUCAGUAAUGAUAGUUUGGUAAGUGAAUUCAGCCAGGCACAGUCAUGCGCAUGUUUGUGAGGCUCUCAUUGCAAGUAUGUGAGCAUGUAAAGUUCAUCAGUGAUGACCAAAAAACAUUAAGUUCUUCUUGACAUAAAAAGUUCAGAUGUCCUUGAAUGAAUUACAUAUUAAAAUUGUAAGGUUUCUAGCAUCCGUACUAGAAUUAACUUCAAUCAUGAGUCAGAUGUAUUACUUGUUUUGGUCUAAGGUCUUCUAAAAAGGUUAGAUUAUGUUUAGGAAUAAACAACUUAAUAAAAGUAAACUUAAGUACCAAUGUGAUUCUAAUUUACUCUAUAUUUAUGAUCAUUCAGUUCACCCCAGUUGCCAAUUCAUCAGAAGAGUAUGCUCAAGUAACAAUUCCUAUGGCUGUGAUUAGUCAUGAUGAUUGGAUCAAAUACAAAGAUAAGGUUGGUCAAUAUGUUGUUCACUCUUCUCUUCAGCAAAUUAUCAGAGUUUAAAAAUUUGCAAUGUUGUGGUUGUGGACAGGCUUUCUCCAUUCCAUUUAAAUUUAUUUUCACAAUAAAAAUCACAGGCUUAACCCUUUUUUCCCAAGAUCUGACAUUCAUUCUCCUGCCUAACUGCUACUUAUUUCCUUUUAUAUUAGUUACAAGAAUUUGGGUUUACAUGAAGGGAAAAAACAUCCUCUGCCUGAUAAGUUUGAGUAUUCUUAUUACCUAUUUGCCAGAUAAUGUACAGAUAUUAAAGGGAGAAGUUUCAUGUUACCAUCACUUCGGGGGAUCAAGGGGUUAAUUAAACUCCUAAGUCAAAAGACAGUAAAAAACAUGACUCCUAAUUUCAAGAGCUCACUAAUAGUCCAAUUUUACAAUGUCAAUUUAGUGAGUGAAAAGAAUGAUAAAUUAAAAUACAUGUACAUGUAUAUCAAGAUAGCCUCUAAGCAAUAUGUUGUAAAUUUUUAUGUAGGAUUUUGGAGGUGAUGUCAAAGUGCAGAUGUAUGCUCCACCCACUGAUUUAGUGUCUAAUAUUGACGGCAAUUUGGCAAUAUUGUGGCUACUUGCUGUAGGUACUGUGGCUAUUGGAGCUUAUUGGGCUGGUAUUACAAACAAGAAAAUCAUGUAAGUUGGUAAAUAUCCGUUUAAAAAAAAUCAUAAUUAAUAUUGAUGCCCACUUAAUUGUUUAAGUUAUCGGGUAUUUUCAAUAGUUAUAUUUUACUGAAGAGUUGGUGAAGUAUCUGGAUGGUCAUUUUUACCAGGUGCUACUAGUAACCUUGUAUCCAGUAUUAGAUCAGUGAAUUAGCACAUGAUCUCCACAUCAUUUAGUGUGUGGGUGAUAAAAGGAUGAAAAAAAUUAUGUAAUAUUUGCAAGUAAUUUGAAUCAAUUCUGUUCUGUCAAGGGGAAGCAUGUUAAGAGGCAAUACUAACACCAGUGGAGAUGAUAGCCAAGCUAACAGAGAGCAUGGGUCUGCUGGAGAGGACUCUUUUGAAGUGACUCCUCUGUCGGUUGUUGUAUUUGUUCUUCUGGUUUGUGGCACUUUACUGUUGCUAUACUUCUUCUAUAAGUAUCUGGUGUAUGUUGUGAUUGUUGGCUUUGCUCUGGCUUCCUGUUAUGGAUUGUACGAGUGUCUUCAUCCUCUUGUUUUAUGGCUUCCUCUUGGUAAGUAAUAACAGCAUUGUGGUGAUGUACACUGUAAUUCAUAUGCAGGGGUGGGUUGGAUACCUUUCCCCUCCUCUUAGCUUUGUAAAAAAAGCAAAAGGAAAUCUCUGUAAGUUAAUGGUUAGCUAAUAGAGUCAUGUAUUUUAGUCUCUUUUGAUCUCAUUAAUCUUGCAGAUACAUUGUAUGGAAUGUAAAGCUCACUUUUUGAUUUUGUAAAUAUUUGAUUUUCACUAUGGCCCGUCAGAAUGUUUUACUAAAUAUCACCGGGAGGUUUAAGGUUAUAUAGAGCCAAUGAUAGGUCUUUGUCAGUAGUUGUUGAAUUAAAGGAAAAUAUAAGUGACUUAGUGGCAGUCACUUGUAGCUUUCUGUCUGACUGAUUGAGCUGGUAACACAAGAUUCCAAAGCCAAUCUCACAGGACAGUCAAGGUUUUUUUUUAAAGAACAUGUAACUAUCAGUUGAAAAUAGUCCAGACCAAUAAUCGGAUAAGAUGCUGUAGUUAUUGUUUAAAGCAUCAAAAUAGUUUUAUUAGAUAUAGAUGAUAUAAAAGCUUUUCUUUGAUUUUCUUUUUCAAUUUAGGAGAUUGUACAGUCCCAGCCAACCAGAUUCCACUUUUGAAAAAAGAGCUGCAAAUAAGAACUGUCCUGUUAAUACCAUUCUGUUUGGCCAUUGCAAUCUGGUGGGGUAUUGAAAGGAAUAAGAGGUAUCUAUUUCCUUGAAAAUAUCUUCUAAGUCAAUAUGGUAAAUUCAACCCUACAUGUACCUCCAUGUAAAUAUAAAAAAAUGGCAAAUAAUGGUAGAUUUACUGCGCAGUUAUAGUACAGGUCCAGUUAGUUUUGAAUUGAAACUAACAUUUACUAAAGCAAAAAAAAAAAAAAAAACGCUUAUUCUCUGCAAUGUAUUUUGUCUUUCUCUAGCUAUGCCUGGAUACUCCAAGACAUAUUGGGUAUAUCAUUCUGUAUAAGUCUGAUGAGAGUCAUCAGAUUGCCAAGCCUGAAGGUUUGCACACUGCUCUUGGUCCUUCUUCUAAUUUAUGAUGCAUUCUUUGUUUAUAUCACACCACUCUUCUCUGCUGGCAAGAGUAUCAUGGUUGAAGUUGCAACAGGUAAAUGUUUCUGUUACUCAGUUUGGAAUUUAUCUACAAGUGGUUGGGUGGGAUGAUCCCUCUUUCACAUAAAAGAAACAAGGGUGCUUAUGGGAUAAAGGAUAUGAAAUGAAGAACUAAGAACAAUCUUGUCAUCAAACAAAACUCCUUUCAAAAUGGCUCAGGCCUUUAAUGCAGUAUAACAGCACUUUAUUCAUUUAUUUUUUUACUUUCUCAUAUUUUGGUGCUUGCACUUAUCUCUUCAACCUUUGAAUUCCCAAGAUCUGAUUGUUGAUUCUCCCCUCCAGUUGCUAAAAAUUUCCUUUUAUAUCAGGUACAAAAUUUUGGUGUUGAAUCAAGACAAAAACUUCUACCUGAUAAGUAUUUUCAUUGCCUGUUUGCUGGAUGUAAAGAUAUUAUAGGGAGAAGUUACAUGUUGAUCACUUCCAGUUUAUCAUUAAAUCCACUCACUUGGCACUUGACCUCUCACAUAUGUUUCUCUUUCUUUGCUAAGGUGGUGACAGUAAAGAAUCAUUACCAAUGGUAAUUAAGGUGCCUCGACUCAGAAUGUCAGUGUUAUCUGUGUGUCUGAGACCAUAUUCAAUCCUGGGAUUUGGAGAUAUCCUAGUUCCUGGUAAGCUCAAUUUUUACCAAUAAUGAGAAUAUAUUUUCCUUGUUGUCAGGUUUUUUUUAAGAUUUUUUUUUUAAACACUUGCAUGUAGGAACCAGCACACUAUAUCAAUUCUAUGUUAAGUAUGUGAAAUGGCUUUUAACAUCAUAUCUACAAAGGAAUCCAUAAUGUCUCCAUUCUAUAGUCAAGCACAAGAAUGUAAUUAUCAAUUUGUAUUUUGUGGUUAAGUUUUGUCCAUGUUCAUCUUCUUUUUCACAUGGUUGUUUCUAGUAACUAGUUUGAAACAAACAAGAAAAUUUUGAACAAAGGACACAAACUUUCAGUUUCAUUCCUGGAUCCAAGAGGUACAACAUUGUAUUAAAUCAAGUGGCAUUUAGCAAGUUGGUAGUUUCAGGUCCAAAUUUGAAAAUCACCUCUUGUGGCUAUAAAGCCAAAAGGAGUAUGAACAAAAGGACUGUUUUUGUUGUUGUUGUUGUUGUUUUGCAACUAAGUCAAGAUUACUAAAUGAUGUUAAAUUUUAUUUUUAGCCCUCUACAUCAGUUUCUGUCACACAUUUGAUAUCAUGACAAACACUCCAUGCAGGAUUUAUUAUGUUGCAACUACUGUAGGUGAGUACUUAAUCAGUAAAUCGAACUGACUUGAAUAAUUUCAAUUUAUUAAUAAUUCAAUUUUUACUCCUGACCAGCUUUAGUGAACAUGUAUUGAUCACUCAGUAUAAUUGUUGUUUUACAAUAUAUGAUGGUUUUAAAUGUUUGAAUGAUUUUAAUUAAUGAUUAGUGGCUGAUUUCAAGUUAAAAAAUGGUCUGAAUGGGAGCUCUUUAUAGUUAUAUAAUAAAUUAUAUAAAAAUAUUGUUCAGUAUCUUGUUUGUAUUUAUCUAUUUAAAAUACAUAUUUUUUUGUGGUUCCAGCUUAUGCUGUAGGUUUACUCAUCACAUUUGUUAUGUUGUUUGUGAUGGAGCAAGGACAGCCAGCCUUGGUGUAUUUGGUCCCAUGUAUUCUGAUAACUGGUGUUUUUAUUGGCUGGAGACGCGGUGACCUAAAGAAACUUUGGAGUGGACAAAUGGUACUUUACCCCCCCCCCCCUUGCCUGUGUAUGAAUCUUCUGCUGUCUCUUUUGGUCACAUCUUAUUUUUUUUUAAUAGUCUUUGGCAUUUUUCUUAACAAGGAGAAAUUCUAUACUUGAUUUUACCAGGUUUUACUCAAAAGCUGAGCAGUUGUUGUUUAUAAAGUUUAACUUAAGUGUUUUAUAACAGGUUAAUACAUUUUCCUUUGUUUUGUUUUGAAAUGCUUUUCCAUGGUCCAUAGACAAAGAAAAUUAGUCAAAUCAAACUAGUUUAAAAUCAAUUUAACCUGAAACUAUUUUCAUUGACCACAUGUAGAAAUAGUUACAAUGAACAAUCCUAAAGCAAAGUUUGCAUAAUGAUGGUAGUACUUGAACCUUUUCAGAGGUUUUAAUUCAAACAAAUUUAAGAUAUUAACUAAUCCAAGUUGUUUUAACUGUUUUCCUUCUUCAUCAUAACACUCUGUGAGGCAGCCAGUCUGGUAUUAUAUUCAUGUUAUUUUCAUAAAGAGAGGUUUCAGAAAACAUUUCAAACCACUGUAGGGCAUUUUAAUUUUUCUGGAAGUAUGUUUUGUGCAUUGGGUGUUUGUAUAUUCUGUACCAGAAAUUUUUGUGGCCUAGAAUGACUAGGAUUUGUUAGGAUUUAAUUUCUUUUAGUGUUCUUGUUUUUCUUUGAUUUUUUAACUGUGUUCAUUUUAUUGAUAUUAGCAAUUUUCCCCAUCUAUUUGCAAUGUAUUUUGUAAAUGUACUUGUUUAUUUCUUUGCUUGUUUGUUUGGUUUCUUUGUAUGUUUAUUUAUUUCCAUUUGUUUUCUCAGGUUUCUGAAGAUGUUGGUCAAAAUGAUGAUAGUGAGGAUGAAGAAUUUAAUCAGGAAAGUUUAACUAAAAGGCUUAUAGAUAAUGAAAACUAGAAGCAGUCAAAUGUCAAUCAUUCAAUUUGUUAUUGCUAUCAAUUCAUAGGUAAAUCAGUGAGAAAAAUAUAAUUUAUUUAUAUUUUUAGGUAGUUAAAGUUAUUUUGCUAGAACUGGUUGGUAUAUUAAUAGCAGGAUUAAUUUUGUAUUAAACAAGAUAUCAUAAUAGUGGCAAUUCCUUUAUGGGCAUAUGUUUCAUUGUACGUUGUGUAUGAAUCAUGUGUUAGGUUUGACCUACUACUGAAAAACAAUUUUUGAUUUAAGAGUGAAUUUGUUAUCAUGGUGACUUGCAUGGAAAAGUAAGUCACAUAGUGAGUUAGUGUUCUUUUGGUACAACAAUGAGAUCAACUGAAAAAAUUGUAGCCAUUGGUGAUCAUGAGAGAUUCAAUCAGCUUUAACUUAAAGCACUAUUUUGAUAUCAGGGAGUUGAAAUGUCAUUUGAUAACUUUAAUUAAUAUGAUAUUACUAAAGAACACUGUAAUGGUCCCAGAAACAAGCUAAAUUGGAAUUUAUUUUUGUACGUUACUUGGAUAUGUUGUCGUCAAACUGAUUUCACAAAAACAUUUAAAUACACAAGUGGCUUUCAUCACUGGCAGGAAUUGAAUUUUGCCUGCUACUUAAACCACUCUUGGCUAUUAUAGGAUGCUAAUAAGUUUGCUGUAAUUUUCCUAAGUUCUAUAUAUGUAGUUAUUGGUAACAUUGUCAUAUAAAGGACUUCAAACUUCCUUCCCAGUCCUCAUCUAGUAACCCACAGUGUAUAGCACGCCAGUAAAGGAUUAUUGAAGGAGUUACUGGAAAGAGGCUGGAUCAACAAGAUAAUUUUUCAUGCAGCCUACCUAAAUAAAGCGGAUAUAGGCAUGGUGGUGUAAUUAAAAAUGGAGUUAGGUUUGGUACAUUCUGAGGAAUAAUGCUUGUGAAAUUCUGCUGAAAGAGAUGAAUUAUUUUUAUCAUUAGUGGUAGAAUUGCAAAAAAUUAAGUUGGUAAGCGAAAAAGCUACUGCACAUGGAUGUGAAUACUUACUUCCUAUAGCAGUGGCCUGCAUUUAAUACCUGUCCUUUUGUCAGUUUUUGUUCCAUUCUUUGGUUUUUCUCUAACUCCCCCCAUUUCCCUCCUGUGCAAAAGUAAUUUCUAAGUUCUUUAACUAAAUUUCAACAUGUACAUAGACUUUAUGACUUAUGAAUAUCAAUAUUAUUAUGAACUGCUAGCAGGUAUCCCUAAGCAAAAGAAUGAUGAGAAUCAAUAUAUAUAUGUUAUUCACCAGCCAAGGUUGGUCCAUAUUGGGAAAAACUGUCCCCAAGGUCUUAGAUACUGCCCGAGGCCUACAGCCUCAGGCAGUACACAAGACAGAGGGCACAGUUUUUCCAGUUAUUUUUUUUCUUAAUCCUAACAAAUGGUUGCAAAAAGAACCUGAAUGAUAAAGGGCUGUAAUUAUGGCAAGAUUCUCCAUAAACAGAAAAAUUUAUGAGGGAGUAGAUGGUAGAGAAAACAAGGGUGAAGCAAAUGAAAGAGAGAGGUUUCAUCAAAACAUAUUUAUUUGCGCAAGGAUAUUAAAAGGUGAUUUUAAAGGCUUCCAAGAAACCUUUAAAACAUUUUUCAGAUACUGCCCGCUGUGAGCAGGCCGGAUGGGGAGAAUACUGCUCACUCUUGGAACCAAUCAGAUUGCAGGAUUUGUGGAAUACUGCCUACUCACGAACUGAGAAAAAAAUAAACGGUGUUCAUCCUUUUCUAAAACUGAAGCAGGGAUUUGUAAACCAUGUAAUUUUAUAUUGGAAAGACUUUCAGUGCCUAUAGUGUCUUUCCUCUCACCCCUCUGAGAGCAGAUA
Molecule: messenger RNA, 8620 nt
Organism: Pocillopora meandrina
Lineage: Eukaryota; Metazoa; Cnidaria; Anthozoa; Scleractinia; Pocilloporidae
Source: the annotation of a GenBank genome assembly